Messenger RNA from Enterobius vermicularis (human pinworm), 2619 nucleotides. NCBI's taxonomy places the organism in Eukaryota, Metazoa, Nematoda, Chromadorea, Rhabditida, Oxyuridae. The record is from the annotation of a GenBank genome assembly.
AUGCUGGAGUGUUCACCAGCACCUACAACUGUUACAACUCCUCCGUCACUUAAAACAGAAAAUGUAAGGUCAAAAAAGUCACCUUCGUCUAUUGAGUUGCAACCAUGGUGUGGACAACAUCUGACGGAUCAAGAAUCAGUACCACUGAAAAAUGUGUACAAUUAUGCAGAAAUCGAUGAGGCUAAGCCAAAAACGCCCAUGUGUCGGGUUGCUGAACUUGCACGAUACAAUAAACUCAAACAUGAGUAUAAAUUAAUGGAUGAAAGUGGGCCUGCGCACAGAAAGCUUUUCCGAGUUUCACUUAUCUUGACUCCUGACCAAGUUUUUGACGGGUGUGGUGCUUCUAUCAAAAAAGCUCAACAGGCAGCUGCAGAAGCUGCUUUACGGGAAACUCUGCUGCCUCGACCGCCUGCAAGAAAUCCAAAAAAGUCCGAUAAGAAAGAUCCUCGAAAUCCGUUGUUCCUGGUCAAUUGUAUUGCUCAGAAAAUGGGUUUGGAGCUGAACUUCUGUGAUGUUACUUCAGUUGGAGUCCCACCUCCGCUAAUGACUCCAUCAAACGGGAGACUACCUGUCCCAGUUUGUGGAAACUUAAUUCCUUUUCCGAAUAAUCGUUUUGGCGUGCCAUCGCAAGUCCUACUACCGUGUCCUUCAGGUCCUCGAGGUCUUCCAGUAUAUCUCAUGUCGAGACCCGUAACACCACGUCCUGCUUUUCCUUAUCCUUUUUUUCCGCGUUUGUUUCAGGUGCAACUAACAUUAGGACGAAGUUCGCCAGCUUUUAUUGGUGUCGGUCCUGACAGAGUUAAGGCAAAACGCCAUGCUGCUUUACAGGCCUUGAAUUUUCUGACAUCUAAACUCUCAUCUAUGGAAAAGGAUAAGCAGAGCGCCAAACCUGACAAUAAUGUUUCAGGUCCAACAAACAAAACUGAUGCUACUGAGAAUGAUGACAGUGCUAGAAAUUCGGCAGACGAUGAUCAGCUGUGUACACUAACAAUCGCUACAACGAGUACGGGGAAACCAAAAUCAGCUAUUUCACAGAUUCACGAGUGCGCAUUACACAUGCGUAUGAAUGUCGAGUUUGAGAUAAUAUCAGAGGAUGGCCCUCCUCAUAAUCGUCACUACGUUUAUCAAUGUAGGCUAAUUUCGUCUGGACAGGUUAUUGUAGCUGAUGGUGAAGGCGGCAGUAAGAAGCUGGCCAAGCAGAAUGCUUGCGCGGUUAUGCUGACUAAAUUAAAAGCUUCAGAAAACUCACCUAUUUUCAUCGCAUCUACAAUUUUAAAGUCGCAGAAGAAAACCUCUACACAAAAAGAAUCUAAAAGGAAGACUAUUGUUAAGGAUAUGAAAAUGAAUCCAGACUAUGGACAUCAGAUUAAUCCAGUCAGUCGUUUAAUGCAGGUGAUGCAAGCUAGGAAGGAGCCCGAACCGAGAUUUCAGCUAAUAAUGGAACAUGGACAGAACCGCUACAAAGAAUUCGUGGUUGAGGUUACCUGCAUGGAUGGUUUGAGAUGUAAAGGAACCGGUCCGAACAAAAAGCUGGCUAAAAGAGCAGCAGCUGAGGCGAUGCUUGCAGCAAUUGGUUACGUAAAGCCAAUGCCCAAACCUGGAAAAAGCUUGUUGAAAAAACGCAAUGAAAAUCAAUUUUCAUCUAAUGACGAAGCUACUGCUAAUAUAGGUGUUUUCAAUCCGAACGACUGCGUUCAGUCUGCGCCUAGUGCGGAUUCUGAAACCUCAAUGAAAAAUAUUGGAGUAUGGAAUGCGGAAACUAAUGAUUCGACGACAGUAAGCCAGAACAGUGCUAUUUCAGAAAUCACACUUUCUGUUACUGCUUCUAUAGGGUCGCAGGUGAUGACAUUUGCUGACGUUGAUCGGUCAGUCAAAACGGAAGAUCAAGGAAAUAUUUGGGGGAAAACAGUAGCAGACUUGAAAAAUGAAAACAAUGUUUCGGCUAAAAAGUGCGAAAAUGCAACAGCAAGAGCAACACCACCACCAGCUACUUCCACAAAACGCGUUACUUUCAGUAAUGAAGUUAGCGCUUGUCCCCCACCAGAUGACAGUAGUUACCCAGCACCAUCUAUAACUCCACUGAAAUCUGAUGUGGUUUUUGUCAGUAAAAUGAGAAGACGCAGUCGUGAUGCAAAGAAGAAAUUAACUGAUGAACAACGAAGAAUAGUUGCGAAUAUGGCUAGAGAGUUUUUGGCAAAUUGCAAAGAUUCUCAUAAAUAUGCUGUUUUCAGUUCCCCUUCGGACUUUAGUUCCAGUGGUAAUUUCUUGAUUUCUUCUGGUGAUCUUUCAAGUGAUAUUAAUCAGCUUUCGAUAUCAGAGUCCCGAGAUCUUUGGCCGUCUUAUGAAACAAAUGAGCAGUCAAAAGUAGAAACCGCUCGACAGCGUUUGGAACGCAUCGCUGAAACUGUUAGGUUCUCUAUUGGAUUCAGUGACUUCCCCAAGGUAGAGGACGACAGCGACCUGAAAUAUUUUUCGUUGGUUUCUUUAGGGAUUGAGAAGCCGUUGGUUUGCCAUGGGUGUGGGAAUUCUGAAGAUGCUGCCCAUGAUAAUGCUGCCUACAACGUCCUGUUAGCUCUUUCAAAUUACGAUCUUAUGCAGCCUUCCGAAGAAUCUGCGUAA